Danaus plexippus (monarch butterfly) is the source of this 1785-nucleotide messenger RNA. Its product is annotated as serine protease persephone-like. The record is from RefSeq and is a predicted model, not a curated record. The transcript is spliced from 10 exons. The coding region runs from base 342 to 1481 and encodes 379 amino acids. Gene Ontology annotation, biological process: proteolysis. NCBI's taxonomy places the organism in Eukaryota, Metazoa, Arthropoda, Insecta, Lepidoptera, Nymphalidae. Gene Ontology annotation, molecular function: serine-type endopeptidase activity.
UUAUUAGUUUGAAUUUUAUUGAAUGUUAAAUGUACAAUAUGAUAUAGUUGCCAUGUUUAAAAAUUGAAUGAUCUGCUUGACGGGGAGAUACAAAGGGGGCUUCAGAGUUGUUAGGGUUGGUCUUCAAAGUAUAACUGAGUAUUCUUGAGGUAUCGUCAAAUUUUUAGUGAGUUUACGGAUAGUGUGAAAAUUAAAGUGCUAAUUUCUUAUAAAUGUAUUGUUUAUUCUAAUUAAUGGUAAUUUAAAAAACUAAAAUUUUUAUGCUCACUCCAGCUAAGGCUCCAGCAAUCCACGGGAUUUAACAACUAAGGAAUAGUAAGCAGAUAAAUACCAAUCGCAAUAUGUAUUUGAAAAUAAUCGUUUAUUCUAACUUAUUUAUGUUAGCUCUUUUUUCUGGUGAAGUUGAUGACAAAUGCAAACCCAAUUUAGAAAUUAAUGAUGGAACAUGUAAGCUGAUAACUGAUUGUGAGGUCGCUCGAAGCUCAAUCAAAAGCAACCGACGGCAUCCCUUUGCCACCUGUGGAUAUAGUGGUUUCAAUGAGAUUGUUUGUUGUCCGGACGAUCAAAAAGUUAUGGUUGUAGCAUCAAUAAGGAAAUAUCCUGAAAAAUAUUCAAAUGUAGUGAAAUUUGCAGAUAAUUUUGGUGAUGAAAACAAUAGAUCAUUUGUAGUAGCUGAUAGGGCCUGUGAAGAAAUAACAAAAAAUCGGCUACCUCCUCUUGGGUUACAAAUAAUUAAUGGUGUUGAAGCUUCUCUCGGAGAAUUCCCACACAUGGUGGCUUUAGGAUACGGUGGACCGGAUGUGUAUGAGUUCAAUUGUGGUGCUUCGCUGUUGUCAGAGCUGUAUGCCUUAACGGCAGCGCAUUGCGUCGACACGCUCAAUCAAAUUAAACCAACUAUAGCCCGUAUGGGUGUCGUUGAACUUGAUGAGCAGACAUUUAAUCCGAACACUGAUCACAGGAUAGCAGAUAUAUUGAUACACCCAGGGUACUCGAGACGCACUAAAUAUCAUGACUUGUCAUUAGUGAGGCUAGAGAGACCAGUGCAAUUUGACCCUUUCUUAAGUCCAAUUUGCUUGCACACGCGUUUUCAAGAUCCAUUUGAAAGUCUUACUGUAACCGGAUGGGGGACAACUAGUAGUUCAAGGCUGACAAGGAGUACAACCUUGAUGAAAGCCGAUGUGACUGUUGUUUCAAGGAGCGAAUGUAAUAAAUCAUUCAUUAACUGGCCGAAAUUGCCCCGUGGCAUAAUUGACGGACAAAUAUGCGCAGGAGACACGAGAUCGGAUACUUGUUAUGGUGACUCUGGUGGUCCAAUGCAAUAUCCUAAUGACUACGACGGCCAGUACCGUCUCGUGGGUGUGACGUCAUUCGGUCGCGGAUGCGGAACAGCAAUGCCGGGUGUCUAUACACGGGUAGCAUACUACAUUAACUGGAUAGAAAAUGUAGUAUGGCCGGCUGGUUUAAACACUUGGACAAGUUGAUCAUUGGUACAUCUGAAUUGAAUAGAAUAAGACAGUAAACUGUUUGAAAUAAUGCUUUUUAACUAAUUUUUAACAUGUCAUUGCAAAUUGCGAUGUUAUAACUUGAUAUGAUCGUCAAUGUUCACUGAAAAAUCUUUUAAAUCCAAAUACUAAUAUUGCUCCUUUUAAAUUAUAUAUAUUUUUUAAUGUUAUAGAUUACUUUUGAAAACGCUUUAUACUAAUUAAGUCAAUGUUAUAUACCUACGACUAAAAAUUAAAAAAAAAAAACAAUAUUAUGCCUCCAUUUUGACCAAAAUGAAAUGAC